Molecule: messenger RNA, 653 nt
Organism: Penaeus chinensis
Lineage: Eukaryota; Metazoa; Arthropoda; Malacostraca; Decapoda; Penaeidae
Product: glycine-rich cell wall structural protein-like
Exons: 1
Source: RefSeq, a predicted model, not a curated record
GGACUGGGAGGAGCGCCAAUUGGUGGAUUUGGCAGUGGAGCAGUUGGUGGACUGGGAGGAGCGCCCAUUGGUGGAUUUGGCAAUGGAGCAGUUGGUGGACUGGGAGGAGCGCCCAUUGGUGGAAUCGGCGGCGUUGGUGGAUUCGGCGGUGGAGCAGUUAGUGGAUUUGGAGGUGGAGCAGUUGGUGGACUGGGAGGAGCGCCCAUUGAUGGACUCAGCGGAAUUGGUGGAUUCGGCGGUGGACUAGGAGAAGGAACCUUUGGUGGCUUUGGUGGAGGAUCCUUUGAUGGGCUUGGCGGGCCGGUGGGUGGAUUAGGCGUGGGAGGAGCGGGGCCAGUCGGCGGGGUGGGCGUGGGAUCCUUCGCUGGAAACGGCGUCGGCUUCAGCGGCGGGUCCUUGGGCGGUUCCUUCGGCGGGUCCUUCGGCAGGGCAGGCGUAGCCGGAGCCUCUCUUGGUGCUGGAUCCCUGGGAGGUGGAUCGUUCGCCAGACGCUUUGGUGGAUCUUCCUUCUAGGCCUCCCGGGGUGUCUUUAGAGCAUGCUCGCAGCUUUCCCCCAAGGCAGGAGUGCCUCUGGCUGUCUGUGCCGACCGCCACUUGUUGUUACGGAAAAAAAUCUCUAUUUUGUAUUUGAUAAAAUAUACACUAGAAAUACU